UUGGUCUCAUCUCUGUGAAUAUGUUUUAUUUGUUGAUGCUGAAAAGAAAAAGCAUUUCAUCUAAAUUCUACAAAAUAUUACAUUUAAACAUUAAUUAAACAAACACUUAACCUUCGAUUGGAGUUACUAUCAUAGUGAUAACAAUAAUAAAUAAGGUGUUGAUUGUAAUAACUACAAAAUUUCAUGUUUAUUGGUUAUAUUUUUGGUAUAAUUUAGUGACAAAAAUGAUUCGCCGGCCAAAGCCUGGUGAAGAUGAAGAAGAUAUUCUCCGCAUGCAGCAAGAGUUUCUUAAAGACAAAACCUUUCAACCCGCCGCCCAAGUCGUUAACUUACGAAGAACAGAGCAUCAAACUACCAAAAGGUCCAUACCGUCGACUUCAGAUUCUCGCAAACCUUCUAAAUAUGCUCAGUCUAAGGGCCUUAAAGAAAAACGGCCGCGAAUGGAUAAAAGAGUAGGCUCUGUUCUGGGUGCCAUUUUAGAAAAGAAUGUUUUAGAAGAACAAGAUCUCUCCGAACCUGAAAAUGACAAAAAGUUAACAGAAGAAAUUGAGCCAACCGAACUCGAUGAUGACAAGGUAUAUUACCCAAAAGUUAUACCUUCAAUACUUGGCAAUAUAGUGGAAAAAAGUUAUGACGACAAUUUCAAUUUAGAUUUUAAGGUAAUGACAUCGAAAGGAUUCCCUCCAGUAACCAAACGUGAUCCCAAUAUUAAACCUGGUGUUAAGAGUAUUUUUGCACAACAUAUUGAGAAACUAAACAAACAGAAGGAAAAUUGUAUGGAUAUUGACACUGCUCAGCCAUCAAGCUCUUCACAAGUUACUAAAGAGGAACUCAAAUGCCUAAAUAUUCCAUCAAAAAGCUUUAUUUUGUCCAGUAAAGAAGCAGACAACAUACACAAAGAAAACCUUAAAAUAUUAAUAGAAAUGUCUGAACAAGAUAUUUUGCAAGAACAACAAAAAUUACUUUCCAGUUUAGAUCCUAAAUUAAUUGAUUUCAUUAGAGCUAAAAGAAGGGAAACUAUUUCACGAAACACUACUUGUAAUUUGAAAGUUGAAAAUAUACAGGCAAAUAAUAAUGAAAUGAGUGUUGCAGAACAAGUAGACAAAAAUGACAUUAAAGAAAAUUAUCUCUGGGAUAAUGAUGUUCUCUCUCACCCUCAACUCAACAAAUGGCUACAUUUUGAAAAUCUUGAAAAAGACAAACUAGAAUGGAUUAAAGGUAUUGAAGAUAGAAAGGUUAAAGCAGAUGAACCUUAUGAAGCAAGGUUUGAUUUCACUGGCUAUCUGCUCCCAUACACUGUGGAGUAUACAGAGAAAACAAAAACAUUAUUCCACCAUGGAGAGGACCCACACAGGCCUGGGUACUCUAUCACUGAAUUGAUUGAACUGACCAGAUCAACGGUAACCCAACAAAGAGUCAUGGCUCUCAACACUAUAGCUGGAAUUCUGGAAUAUUAUAUUGCUGGGAUAUACAAAGGUGUAAUAGAAAUACCAUUGAGUAAGAUAUUCUUCAUCAUAAGGAUAGCUUUAGAUGAAAAUAAACUCAUAUUGCUAGAACCCGCCCUGAGAGCUAUGAGAAAUUUACUAUUCAACAGAAUAGAUGAAGCAUGCCUGGAUGCUUUACUGGGAUUUGAAGAAGGCAGCUUCCAGCCGUGCCUCAAAAAUGAUAAAUCGGAAAUUGAAGAGAUGGACUCCAAAGAAACAGAGUUGAAUGAUUUUCAUUUAGCUGAAAUAGAUCUUAUAUCAGCUGUAUUGAGAACAGAUAUUUUGCAGAGACUCUUUUACAUCUUGGACACUGUGAAGCCGAGUUACAACUGUGUGCAGUAUUCAAUGCAAAUUCUGACUAGACUGUCUAGAGACUCAAUGGAAACUGCAAAUUUGAUAGUCCAAACCAGUCAUCUAAUGAAAACGAUCAUAGCGAAUUUUAUUCCAAGUGUGAGUGUUAACUUUGCUUUUGAUCCUACAUCUGUGUACAAUGGAAAACCUGUUCUGGCAGCACUGAAGUUGAUGAGAAUCCUGUCCCUACAGUCUAAGGAAAUGGGCGAAAUGUUAAUAUCCAAGUAUGAUUUAUUAAAACCAAUAUCAGUUUAUAUAAGUUCUGGAGUAGAUGGUACAUAUGGAUUGAGACUACAGAUAGAAGCUUUCUGUAUACUAUCCAAUUUGCUUAGUCAUGGUCUGGGUACAGACCACGCCUUGUCAUUAUGUCCCUUGAUAGUUACCACACUUUACAAGCAUGUGCACGGGACUGAUGUUUUUGUCAAGUCUUCAGUAUUAUCGGCCACUCACGCUGCUGUGGUACUGCAGUUUGUCAAUAAGCUACUUAACUGUAAUAUGCUCAAUUUAGAUAUUUACAAACAUCAAAUCUACCCUCUUUUGAAAGAUGGAGUACAGAAAUGGCUGAUGCAAACAGCUUGUCUUGAUAACUAUACUUGUGGUCAUUUAAGACUACUAUGUGCAGCCUUGGAUUGCUGCAAAACUGUUUUUAUAAAUGAAAAAGUUACACUGAAGUUCUUAAAUGAGACCUUAACAAAAUUUGCAUUAUCAAAAGGAUUUGAAAUUAUUCUGAAUAAUAUAUUGCCGAGCUCAAAUCUACUGUCUGGAAUUGGAGACGAAGAAAUAAUUUGUAAUAAAAACCUUGUAAGUCUUGGAGCAGCAAUUGUUAAUACAACACAGAAAGUUCUACCAAUCCUGAAUAUAACUUCUCCCAUACCACUUCUAGUGUCAUUGUUCAAGUUACUAAACAUUGUUGAUGAUAAAGAAAUAGCAACACUUUUUAUCAAUAAAGUUUUAAGCUAUUUACAACAACUAUCCAAGAAACAUUUAAGUCUCAAUAAUAACUGGUUUACAAGAAUGGAAGUUGAAUUUGUAUUUACCAUUGUUAAAUUAUCAAUCCAAAGUGAUAUAUCGGAAUCCAUAAAAGAUAUUAUUUAUGUGAUAGCUAGUAAACUUUGUUACAUAUUGAGAAUGGACAAACAGUAUGAAUUGCAGUAUAUUUUUAAUAAUGUAAUUUUUAAUAAGGAAUGGUUUACAGCUGAAAGAUUGUUUAACUUAAUCUCAUUGACCGACGCAGGUGGGCCCACUGCCCUAACCAAUGUAGAAGAGAUAAAACAAUGUUACAGUAAAGUUGUGAACAUAAACCAAAUGGAAUUGAAUGGUAACAUUGUAUUAAAAAAGUGGCAGGAGCCUGUUUUACCAAGAGAUUGGAUAUAUUUGCCAAUUGUCUCUUUGUACAGCAGCAAUCAAGAAUUGAAGAUUGUUUCUGAUGAUGCUAGUAAAAGAGCUCAACAGCAAGAAGCUGAGAAGGAGAUGAUCAUAAGAUGCAGUUUAGAAUGGAUUUUAUUCAAUGAAAUUAUUUUCCCAGACCUUUUAAGUGAUAUAGAAGUUACUGAUAGGUUUUGCAGAAUUAUGUGUGUCUUUCUGUGCGACAGUUCAUUAUUUUUGGAUAAUAACAUCAAUAAUUUACUGAGGAAGUGUAUGCAAGUGCUCUAUAAAAAUUGUCAGAAGUUUAAUUUUGAUAAUCAAUUGACAGGUCUCAGUAAUUUCCAAGAUUUCUACACACAGAUUUUGGAGCAGUUUCAGUCUGUAAGCUAUGGUGAUCAUGUGUUUGCUUCGUGUGUGUUGGUCCCUUUAGCUCAGAAACAUAAUGUAAAAUGGCGUAAGCUCCUAUGGUCAGAGUAUGCUGGCUGUUUAAGAGCUCUUGAUUGUCCAGAAAGCUACUUGUGCUAUAAUUUAGAUGAAUAUUACUAUCCAGAAGAGACAGAUGAGUCUCUUUUGAAGUCAUACGCCAGAGCCCUAUCAAGUAAUUUACUAAGGCCUGAUACAAUUGUUUAUAAAAUAGCGCAGCAUCAUAUAGAGAGUUAUAAAAAGCGCAAAUCUGUUGCAUAGUAGGUGUACUUUUAAGAAUUAAAGUGGUUGUCUAUUAAACU
Molecule: messenger RNA, 3925 nt
Organism: Maniola jurtina (meadow brown)
Lineage: Eukaryota; Metazoa; Arthropoda; Insecta; Lepidoptera; Nymphalidae
Product: RNA polymerase II-associated protein 1
Exons: 1
Coding region: 225-3884 (1219 amino acids)
Biological process (GO): transcription by RNA polymerase II
Cellular component (GO): nucleus
Source: RefSeq, a predicted model, not a curated record